Molecule: messenger RNA, 769 nt
Organism: Diorhabda carinulata
Lineage: Eukaryota; Metazoa; Arthropoda; Insecta; Coleoptera; Chrysomelidae
Gene: Ak6
Product: adenylate kinase isoenzyme 6
Exons: 2
Coding region: 38-583 (181 amino acids)
Cellular component (GO): cytoplasm; nucleus
Molecular function (GO): AMP kinase activity; ATP hydrolysis activity; ATP binding
Source: RefSeq, a predicted model, not a curated record
AAGUGAGGUUAGUAAUUGGAAAACGUGUGUAAAUAAAAUGGCACAAACUGUUCCAAAUGUUAAACGUAGUGUACCAAAUAUAUUGAUAACAGGUACACCAGGUGUUGGAAAAUCAACAUUAUGUGCACAAUUGGCUGAUGUUACUGGUUUACAAUGGUUGGAAAUAUCCAAGAUAGCAAAAGAUUAUAAUUGUUUAGAAGAAUUUGAUGAAGUGUAUCAAUGUCCCUAUUUAGAUGAAGACAAGCUCCUAGAUGGAUUAGAAGAAGUCAUGUGUAAGGGAGGAAAUAUCGUAGAUUAUCACUGCAAUGAACUGUUUCCUGAACGUUGGUUUGAUGUUGUAUUCGUUUUAAGAGCAGAUAACACAGUGUUAUAUGACAGGUUAACAGCAAGAGGAUACACAGGAAAAAAAUUAGAAGACAAUGUACAGUGUGAAAUAUUUCAAACUAUAUUAGAAGAAGCAAGGGCGUCCUAUAAGCCUGAAAUAGUACAUGAAUUGUACAGUAGGACACCUAAAGAGUUACAAGAUAACAUAAAUAGGAUAUGUCUGUGGAUACAAAAUUGGUUGCAGGAUAAUUCUACUUGAUGUUUCAUUUAGUGAAGAAAAUUUAAGUUAUUAAACUGAUGUUUUUAUAUAAAUAGAAGAUUAUGAGGAUUAUGAAAAAAUGUAUGAAUACAAUAUUAUUAUAUAUUAUUUGUUUCCAAAAUAUGUAUUGGAAACCCCAAAGGUAUUGGAUUUGUAAAUAAAAAUUUUUCUUUUCCAAAUAAAAAA